Molecule: messenger RNA, 1183 nt
Organism: Phaedon cochleariae (mustard beetle)
Lineage: Eukaryota; Metazoa; Arthropoda; Insecta; Coleoptera; Chrysomelidae
Source: the annotation of a GenBank genome assembly
GGUAAACACAUGUCAAACAGUCAAAAAGAGGGGUUAUGGUUUAUGUUCAUGGGUUCAUGUUUUCAUUCCACGAAGUUCAUCGUUCAUCACCAGAGAUCCAAAGAUGUUAUAAACAUGUAUGUGGGUUAUUAGGCCAAAAAUCAUUUCGCUUAUCUUUUAGUGUUGUGUGUGAGUAUCAAGACUAUCAAGAAAGAUAUUCGAAUAAUGGCGUUGAAUAGCAUCUUGAGGAGAUGUGCUUCAAUAUGCAAUAACAAUUUAGUUACUAAACAUUCUAGGAUAUUAUCUAUGGGCCAACCAGCUUUAAAUAAAAAAGAAGUUGAGGUCAUUUUUGUGAAAGCUAAUGGGGACCACAUCAAAGCUAAAGGAAAAGUUGGUGACUCCUUCUUAGAUGUAGUUGUUAACAAUGAUAUUGACUUGGAUGGAUUUGGAGCUUGUGAAGGUACAUUGACUUGUUCAACAUGCCAUCUGAUAUUCAAGAAAGAUGACUUUGAUGCACUCCCUGAAAAGGCAACUGAUGAAGAGUUGGAUAUGCUUGAUUUAGCCUAUGAUUUGACUGAUACUUCCAGAUUAGGUUGUCAAAUAAUUCUUAGUGAAAAAUUAGAUGGAAUAGAAGUCAAAGUUCCAGCAACAAUCAAUGACCAAAGAAGCUAACAUCCGUUAGUAAUAUCUUGAGCAAUUGUAUAGUAGUUUAAUUUUUGUUGAAUUAUGUGAGGAGAUAUUAGUAUAUCUAAAUUCAAUAUUUUCUUUCAAAGCAAAUAUUGAUUGAGUGAAAUUACUAGGUCUGAGUAUACAUGGUAUAGUAUAUUUUUAAUUAUGAGUAUCCUCUGUAUAUCAAAAUAGGUACUUCAGUUGAAUUGAGAUUUGAAUACUAGAAAUAUAUCAACAACCCAGUUUAUGAACGAAAUAUCAUCAGCAGUACAAACUAUUUAAAAAAAAACUUAUAGGAAGAGGUGAUAUUCAGUUAUUAUAUACCCAUAUUCAGUCAAUGGAUCUUGCUGGGCAUUUUUUCUAUCUUUCUGGAAUUCUUAAUAUCUAUCUGUGCAAAAAACAAUAAAUAUAUAUGUUAUCACUUCCUUAUAUUUUAAGUUUUACUAAUGUAGGUACUCAAUUUACUUCUUUUAUAUAUUUUAUGUAUCAUUUUCAGAUUGAUAAUCCAUAAGUCACCAUAAUUGACCAAAUAGAA